CCUCGGUACUGUGCCUCGUCGCCAAGCCCACCUGGCUUCCCCUCCCUCCCCCCACCUCUCCCUCCUUCACCAUUUUUCCCUCUCUGCGGUUCUGAGAUUCUCCGAUCUGACAGUCCGUCUCUCUUUCCAUAAAUGACCGUGAUGAAUCCUCCGGCGUUAGACCAAGGGGACGAGGAGAUGCUGGUCCCGCAUUCGAAUUUAGUUGAGGGUCCUCAGCCUAUGGAAGUCCUGGCUCAAGUGGACCCUGCAACUACAGUGGAGAAUCAGCAAGUGGAGGAUCCACCAUCUUUGAAAUUCACGUGGACAAUUGAGAAUUUCUCUAGGUUGAAUACUAAGAAGCACUACUCUGAGGUUUUUGUCGUUGGCGGUUAUAAAUGGAGGAUACUUGUUUUUCCAAAAGGGAACAAUGUGGACCACUUAUCGAUGUAUUUGGAUGUUGCUGAUUCUGCCACAUUGCCAUAUGGCUGGAGUAGAUAUGCACAAUUCAGCUUGGGUGUGCUUAAUCAGGUUCACAGCAAGUACUCAAUGAGAAAGGAGACACAACACCAGUUCAAUGCGAGGGAGAGCGACUGGGGUUUCACAUCGUUCAUGCCUCUCAGUGAUCUUUAUGACCCAAGUAGGGGUUACCUUGUAAAUGAUAGUUGUAUUGUUGAAGCUGAGGUUGCUGUCCGUAAGAUUCUGGAUUACUGGUCAUAUGACUCAAAGAAGGAGACUGGUUAUGUUGGACUGAAGAACCAAGGUGCAACAUGUUACAUGAACUCUCUGCUUCAGACGCUCUACCAUAUUCCUUACUUUAGAAAGGCUGUGUACCAUAUGCCAACAACUGAAAAUGAUAUUCCCUCUGGUAGUAUUCCUUUGGCAUUACAGAGUUUAUUCUACAAGCUUCAAUAUAAUGACAGCAGUGUGGCAACUAAAGAAUUGACCAAGUCUUUUGGUUGGGAUACAUAUGAUUCUUUCAUGCAACAUGAUGUCCAAGAACUCAAUAGAGUCUUGUGUGAAAAACUUGAAGACAAAAUGAAGGGUACUGUUGUGGAGGGGACAAUACAACAAUUAUUUGAAGGACACCACAUGAAUUACAUUGAAUGCAUCAACGUGGACUACAAAUCUACAAGAAAGGAAUCCUUUUAUGACCUCCAGCUUGAUGUCAAAGGCUGUCGGGAUGUUUAUGAUUCUUUUGACAAGUAUGUGGAAGUUGAACGUCUUGAAGGCGAUAACAAAUACCAUGCUGAAGAACAUGGUUUGCAGGAUGCUAAGAAGGGUGUCUUGUUUAUUGACUUUCCCCCAGUUCUUCAACUUCAGCUUAAGCGGUUUGAAUAUGAUUUCAUGAGGGACACUAUGGUAAAGAUAAACGACCGGUAUGAAUUUCCUCUUCAACUUGACCUUGAUAGGGAGAAUGGAAAAUAUCUAUCACCUGAAGCUGAUAGGAGCGUUCGCAACCUAUACACACUUCAUAGUGUCUUGGUCCAUAGCGGUGGGGUGCAUGGUGGACAUUACUAUGCUUUUAUCAGGCCAACAUUCUCAGAUCAGUGGUUAAAAUUUGAUGAUGAGCGGGUGACAAAAGAGGAUGUAAAAAGGGCAUUGGAGGAGCAAUAUGGUGGUGAGGAAGAGUUGCCACCAACCAAUCCUGGCUUCAAUAAUACUCCCUUUAAAUUCACAAAAUAUUCAAAUGCUUACAUGCUUGUGUAUAUACGCGAAAGUGAGAAGGACAAAAUAAUUUGUAAUGUUGAUGAGAAGGAUAUAGCUGAGCACCUGAGGAUAAGGUUGAAGAAAGAACAAGAAGAGAAGGAAGACAAGAGAAAAUAUAAAGCACAGGCCCACUUGUAUACUAUUAUAAAGGUUGCUCGAGAUGAAGAUCUUUCCAGACAGAUUGGAAAGGAUAUGUAUUUUGACCUUGUGGAUCAUGAAAAAGUUCAUAGUUUCCGUAUUCAGAAACAAACACCCUUUAAUCUUUUCAAGGAGGAGGUUGCCAAAGAGUUUGGCAUACCAGUACAAUUUCAGCGGUUUUGGAUUUGGGCAAAGCGGCAAAACCAUACGUAUCGUCCCAAUCGACCUUUGAACCCUCAGGAGGAAACACAAUCGGUUGGACACUUGAGGGAGGUAUCAAAUAAGACACAUAAUGCAGAAUUAAAAUUGUUUUUGGAAGUAGAGCUUGGACUGGAUCUGCGACCUAUUACCCCUCCUGACAAAGCUAAAGAAGAUAUUCUUCUUUUCUUCAAGUUUUAUGACCCUGAAAAAGGAGAACUGCGAUAUGUUGGUAGGCUUUUUGUAAAGAGUUCAGGUAAGCCCAUAGAAAUACUAGAUAAACUUAACCAAAUGGCUGGAUUCACUCCUGAAGAGGAGAUAGAACUUUAUGAGGAAAUAAAGUUUGAGCCCUGUGUCAUGUGUGAGCACCUUGAUAAGAAGACCUCAUUUCGACAAAGUCAGAUUGAAGACGGGGACAUUAUCUGCUUCCAGAAGUCUCCUCAACCUGGAAGUGAUGAAGAAUUCCGAUAUCCAGAUGUUCCAUCUUUUUUGGAAUAUGUGCACAAUCGCCAGGUAGUUCAUUUCCGAUCUUUGGAGAGACCAAAAGAGGAUGACUUUUGUCUAGAAUUGUCGAAGAUAAAUAGUUAUGACCAGGUUGUGGAAAAAGUUGCACAGCGAAUUGGUUUGGAUGAUCCAUCCAAAAUCAGACUCACAUCUCACAACUGCUAUUCUCAGCAACCUAAGCCCCAACCUAUCAAAUAUCAAGGAGUAGAGCAUUUGUCAGACAUGCUGGUCCAUUACAAUCAGCAGACCUCAGAUAUAUUGUACUAUGAAGUGUUGGACAUCCCUCUGCCGGAAUUGCAAGGUCUUAAAAAUCUGAAAGUUGCUUGUCAUCAUGCUACCAAGGAUGAAGUGGUAAUUCACAAUAUUAGGUUGCCUAAACAGAGCACUGUUGGAGAUGUGCUUAAUGUAUUGAGAACAAAGAUAGAGUUGUCACAUCCAAAUGCAGAAGUUAGACUGCUUGAAGUUUUCUAUCACAAGAUCUAUAAGAUCUUUCCAUUCAAUGAAAAGAUCGAGAAUAUAAAUGACCAGUACUGGACAUUGCGUGCAGAGGAGGUACCAGAAGAGGAGAAAAACCUUGGCCCCCAAGAUCGUUUGAUUCAUGUUUAUCACUUCACCAAAGAGACUUCGCAAAACCAAAUGCAAGUACAAAAUUUUGGGGAACCUUUUUUCUUGGUGAUACAUGAAGGAGAGACAUUAGCAGAAGUUAAAGUGCGAAUCCAAAAGAAAUUGCAGGUUCAAGAUGAGGAGUUUUUAAAGUGGAAGUUUGCCUUCUUGUCACUGGGUCGUCCAGAGUACCUGCAGGACUCUGAUGUUGUAUCCAGCCGUUUCCAGAGAAGAGAUGUUUAUGGAGCUUGGGAGCAGUACCUCGGAUUGGAACACUCUGAUAAUACCCCAAAGAGGCCUUAUGCUGUAAAUCAGAACCGUCACACAUUUGAGAAGCCAGUUAAAAUAUACAACUAGGUUAGAGCUGAUGAUCCUCCACCAGAACAUGGGCUGUACGAGCAUCCUUAAAAUGCCACAAUGGCUAUAUUUGGGAAUGGAGGUGAUGAGAAUUAGCCCUUACAGUUGAAGGAUAAUAGUGAAGCUCACAUUGAGUUUAUUUACAUGGGUUUGACUAUUGGUUUGUAGGCUGUAGUAUUCUUUCCCUACGUGGGUGGGCCACGCCGGGGAAGGGGGAGAGGUUUCCUCCUCUCCUCGUAGCUAUAUUAUAUUGAUGCACCUUGCUUGUGCUUUCCCCUGUUCACUCUCUUUAUAUAAAGUCACCUCCUUUUGAGAGGUCGGUGGCUUUUCAGAUACAGCUCCAGUGUAAUUUAGCGGUACAUAAAGAAGAUUUUGACAAGGAGAUGUAUAUUGGGUACGGUGGGUUUUUUGUUUGACAGUCAUUCUUUUUCCUAUAUGCCAUUUUUCUUCUCUUUUUUUUUGGGUUUUCCGCCACUUUGUUGGGGGGUAAAAGUUUUUGUAAAUUGUUGGUUGAGUCGAAACCAACACGCUGGUUGUAGGAACGUGUAAGAGAAUUGUACUGCCUUUCAACACCCGUCUUUAGUUGAUCUAUAAAUAUCGUUUGCCCA
Carya illinoinensis is the source of this 4094-nucleotide messenger RNA. RefSeq names its product ubiquitin C-terminal hydrolase 12-like. Bases 133 to 3486 code for a protein of 1117 amino acids. Gene Ontology annotation, biological process: protein deubiquitination; regulation of protein stability. Gene Ontology annotation, molecular function: cysteine-type endopeptidase activity; protein binding; cysteine-type deubiquitinase activity. The transcript is spliced from 32 exons. Lineage: Eukaryota; Viridiplantae; Streptophyta; Magnoliopsida; Fagales; Juglandaceae. The record is from RefSeq and is a predicted model, not a curated record. Gene Ontology annotation, cellular component: cytosol; nucleus.